GCUUCGUUCACUCGUUCCCCUCUACGAUUGCGCAUAUCCUCACAUUUCCUGGGCCGAAGCACUCUCCGAAACCGAAAACUGUACUGCGAUCCUUUGCGCGACUCCCUCUUGAGUCUGAAACCCUACAGCCGGCAUUUCAUCCAGUAUCUGGGGGAGGCGGGGGUGCCUGCGGAGCUAUUAAGAUGCCGAAGAAAGCCAUUGACUCUCGUAUACCGGCAUUGAUUCGAAAUGGCGCUCAGGAGAAGAAACGAAGCUUUUUUGUAAUCGUCGGCGACCGGCAGAAGGACGUUAUAGUCAAUCUAUACCACAUUCUACUUAACGUGGAUGUGAAGCUGAACAAGUCGGUGCUGUGGGCGUACAAGAACAAGCUGCUGGGCUUCUCAAGUCACCGGAGAAAGCGCGAAAAGAAGAUCAAGAACGAAAUCAAGCGAGGCAUACGCGAUGUCGAUACCGAAGACCCCUUCGAACUAUUCGUCUCGUCGCAGAACAUCCGAUAUGUGUACUACAAAGAGACGGAGAAGAUUCUCGGAAAUACAUACGGGAUGUGCAUCCUACAGGACUUUGAAGCUAUCACGCCGAAUCUGCUUGCACGAACGAUAGAGACAGUCGAAGGAGGGGGACUGGUACUUCUGCUGCUGAGAGGUAUGAACAGCCUGAAGCAGCUAUACACUAUGUCGAUGGACAUCCACUCAAGAUACAGAACCGAGGCCCAUAGCGAUGUCGUGGCGCGAUUCAACGAGCGAUUUAUCCUUUCUCUUGGGAAGUGCGACGCAUGCCUGGUGGUCGAUGACGAGCUAAAUGUGUUACCCAUCUCAGGAGGAAAGCAUGUCAGGCAACUACCGCCACCGGAUCUAGAUGCGGGGAAUAAGACUCCGAAAGCGAAGGAGCUGGAAGAGAUUAAGGAGUCGCUAGCGGAUUCGCCACCAGUAGGACAUCUUAUUAAGCUCGCGAAGACGGUGGACCAGGCAAAAGCGCUCUUAACAUUUGUGGAUGCUAUCGUGGAAAAGACUCUGCAGAGUACGGUGACAUUAACGGCUGCCCGUGGCCGAGGAAAGUCAGCAGCUCUGGGCGUGGCAGUCGCAGCCGCAGUUGCGUAUGGCUACAGCAAUAUCUUCAUCACGUCACCAAGCCCAGAGAACUUGAAGACGCUGUUCGAGUUCGUGUUUAAGGGCUUCGACGCGCUAGGAUACAUGGAUCACCAGGACUACACCAUCAUGCAGUCCACAAACCCGGAUUUCAACAAGGCCAUCGUGCGCGUGAACAUACAUCGGCAGCACCGACAGACAAUUCAGUACAUCCAGCCACAGGAUGCUUACACUCUGGGCCAAGCGGAGCUGGUUGUGAUCGAUGAGGCUGCAGCAAUACCUCUCCCGUUGGUGAGAAAGCUGAUGGGUCCUUAUCUGGUCUUUAUGGCUUCAACUAUCAACGGCUACGAAGGAACAGGACGAUCACUAUCGCUAAAACUCAUCCAGCAGCUUCGAGAGCAGUCUCGAGGUCGGAAAAUCAACGGUGCUGACCACGUCAUAGACCGUUCGACCGGCAAAGAAUCAAAAGAUGGCACAGAGCCUUCGAUGGCCGGUCGCUCUCUCCGAGAAAUCACCCUCUCAGAACCCAUCCGAUACGCUCAAGGCGACGCUGUGGAACGAUGGCUCAAUGACGUCCUCUGCCUUGAUGCGACCCUUCCACGAUCGAAAAUGAACACUCAAGGAUGCCCGCAUCCUUCCGACUGUCAGCUCCUUCACGUCAAUCGCGAUACCCUCUUUUCAUUCAACCCAGCAGCCGAGAAAUUCUUGCAGAAGAUGAUGGCGCUAUAUGUUGCUAGUCACUACAAGAACUCCCCGAACGACCUACAGCUAAUGUCCGAUGCACCAGCACAUCAGCUUUUCGUCCUUGUCCCUCCGGUCACAGAGGAUAACAAGCUCCCUGAACCUCUUUGCGUUGUUCAAGUCGCGCUUGAAGGGCAGAUCAGCAGGGAGAGCGUGCUCAGCAGCCUCAGUCGAGGCCAGCGCGCUGGUGGUGAUCUCAUACCGUGGAUUGUCUCUCAGCAAUUCCAGGACGAGAACUUCGCAGGCCUCUCUGGUGCCCGGGUUGUCCGAAUAGCGACUAACCCUGACUAUAUCAACAUGGGCUAUGGUUCAAGAGCACUCGAACUGCUUGUCGACUUCUACGAUGGUAAAUUGGCUAGCCUGUCAGAGAACGAACCCCAUGAGGUGCAGGAGAUGCGGAGAGUCACAGAGGAAGAGCUGGAAAAUGCGACACUUCUUCAAGACAAUGUCAAGGUCAGGGAGGCCAAAGACAUGCCCCCGCUCUUCGCCCGGCUGCCGGAACUGAAAUCGCCGCAUCUCGACUAUGUAGGUGUGUCGUACGGUCUUACCCCUCUGCUUCACAAGUUCUGGAAACGGGCUUCCUUCGUGCCAGUCUAUCUCCGCCAGACAGCCAACGAGCUCACUGGCGAACAUACGUGCGUAAUGCUGCGAUCGCUCGAGACGACUUCUUCUGACGGCAGCUGGGUCGCUGCUUUUGCGAGGGAUUUCCAGCGCCGGUUCCUCUCCCUUCUAUCUUACCAAUUUCGAACAUUUCCCGCAGUGACAGCGCUAUCAAUAGACGAAUCUGCUUCGGCAGGCUCAAAGCUGGAUGUUGAUUUCACACCGAAGCCGCUCAGGAAAGCCGAGCUAGAUGAACUGUUCAGCGCUUACGACCUCAAGCGGUUGGAUUCGUACGCAAACAGCAUGCUUGAUUACCACGUCAUUCUGGACAUGCUUCCGACUAUCGCUCAUCUCUAUUUCAUAGGGCGACUGAAGGGACAGGUCAAGAUGAGCGGGGUUCAGACCGCGUUGCUGGUCGCCAUCGGUCUCCAGCGGAAAGAGUUCUCUGACGUGGAGAAAGAGCUCGGAUUGACCUCGAGCCAGCUGAUGGCGAUAUUCGUGAAAGUUAUUCGAAAGGCUGCAAUGUCGUUCCGUAGCAUCGUAGAAGGUGCAGUCGAAGAGACAAUGCCCGAAGCGAUGGAAACUGAGGAGAAUGGCGUCGAUGGCAAUACUGAGGCUGGUUCGCAGCAUAAAUUUAAGCCGCUGGAGAAGGACCUAGAUGAGGAGCUGCGGGAAGGUGGCGACGAGGCUCUGAGGGAAGAAAGGGAGAGGGCCAAGGCGUUGAUUGAUGCCUUGCCUCUGGACAAAUACGAAAUUGGAGCCGGUGCCACCGACUGGGCAGACGCCGAACGCCAGAUUUAUAAAGCUACCACGGAGGGCGGACGAAAUAGCAUGACCGUCAGCGUGAAGACGGGCAAGGAUAAGAAGAGGAAGGCGGGCGAUGCGGUGGAGGAGGCAUACAAAGAGGCGGAGAAGCUCAAGGAGAGUGGGAAGAAGAAGAAAAGCAAGUGGGGCAAGAGUAGGUAGCGCGAGGGCCACUAGCUAAUGACGUCCAACUGCGAACAUGGGACGGCGAUUUACAUUUUGAGAUCCAGGAUUUGAGAAAAACG
Molecule: messenger RNA, 3475 nt
Organism: Trematosphaeria pertusa
Lineage: Eukaryota; Fungi; Ascomycota; Dothideomycetes; Pleosporales; Trematosphaeriaceae
Product: DUF699-domain-containing protein
Exons: 5
Coding region: 183-3392 (1069 amino acids)
Biological process (GO): rRNA acetylation involved in maturation of SSU-rRNA
Cellular component (GO): nucleolus; 90S preribosome
Molecular function (GO): ATP binding; 18S rRNA cytidine N-acetyltransferase activity; tRNA binding
Source: RefSeq, a predicted model, not a curated record